This is a messenger RNA of Cucurbita pepo subsp. pepo (vegetable marrow), 2525 nucleotides long. RefSeq names its product nuclear pore complex protein NUP88. Gene Ontology annotation, molecular function: protein binding; structural constituent of nuclear pore. Lineage: Eukaryota; Viridiplantae; Streptophyta; Magnoliopsida; Cucurbitales; Cucurbitaceae. Gene Ontology annotation, cellular component: nuclear pore. Gene Ontology annotation, biological process: ribosomal large subunit export from nucleus; mRNA export from nucleus; ribosomal small subunit export from nucleus. The record is from RefSeq and is a predicted model, not a curated record.
GUUAAUGCGCCUCUAACUUCGACAAGAACUUCGGCUUCUCCAUUCGAGAGCAAGAUCGGCGAUAACACGGUUCCAGAACGACGAUGAGGUAUAAUGUGGACCUGAACGAAGCUGAUUCUGAACCCCGUCGAUCUCUAACCCCAAAACUGGACGUCGAUUGGGUUCCUCUCAAGACCCACCCCGUUUUCACCGCCGCCACUGCCGUCGACUAUGACGAUUCUGUUUCUCCGCCUCUCAGAAGCCUUCUGGUCUCGGACGGCGCCUCUCGUCUCUACUUUUGGGACUCCACUAAACUUUGCUUGCACCGGAUUUCCAUCCGCCUCGGAGAACCUGAACCCACCUCCGUCCUCGCCGCUUCUCCUUCUAAAGUGUUGCAACCAGAUGUGCCACUCGACUUCGUGGUGCAUAAGAUUUCCAUCAAUAAGAAUGGAUCGGCAAUAGCCCUUGUGGGUCCAGGCGGGUUGUGGAUAAUGUACCUCUAUGGUCACAGUUCGACCAGAGAUAGUAGCACUGUCAUCUGUAGGACUGUUAGAGUUGGUCCACAAAUCUACAAUGGUGACCACGAUGUCAUACGCACGCUUCAAGUUUCUUGGCACCCAUAUAGUAACUUCCAUCUUGGAGUCCUUUCAUCUGAUUCUGUUUUCAGGCUUUUCAAUUUGUCUGCAGAUGGUGUGCAACCAGAGCAAGAAUAUUAUCUACAGCCAGUGGAACCUGGUCAAUCUAAAAAUGCCUCGUCAAUCUGCCCUGUUGAUUUUUCAUUUGGGGGAGAUCACUUGUGGGAUAAGUUCAGUGUGUUCGUUUUAUUCAGCGAUGGUUCAAUUUACAUCCUCUGCCCUGUUGUUCCAUUUAGAAGCACUUACAAGUGCGAAUCUAUAUUGGAGAUUUAUAAUGAUGCUCAGUCCUUUGGGUUAAAAUCAGCCAAUCCAACAGCUGUCAGUAAUUCCAGUCUUGCAAUCUCUUGGUUGGAAGAAACUUUUCCAAACUUAGUUCAAGCAACAGAUGGAGGAGAUAUGACUGUGAUAGUAGCCCAUCCUUGUGCUUUAUUUGAUGCGUCACUUGCAUUGCAGGGGCCUUUGAGGAGAGCAUGUAAUAAUGGAAAUGAAGGAGAUAUAUCAAUUAAAGGUGCAGAAUGUGAAGGUCGUGCAGUAAGUUUACUAUAUAAGCUAAUCAGCAAAGACUCAGUUCUUGUGACAGCGUGGAGUGGUGGGCAACUGCAGAUAGACGCCCUUGCGGAUGAAAUUCAACCUGUCUGGAAUCUUGGUAGUCCCCCACGUGUACAUGUUGAUCCGAACGACAAUAUUCUUGGACAUGCUAUGAUAUGUGAACUGAUCACCGGGAAGCUCUCCGAGGUGAAGCUUGAUCAACCACUUGAUUACACAGUUUGGUUGGGGCUCCCUCCCCCUUUGCUGAGACUGGCUAUUGUAGAUCUGGCCCUUCCAAAGAAGAUGGAGAGAUGUUCUCUGAUAAUGAUGUUUGUCGAUAAACUUAUGGAUGAAAGAAUUUAUGCUCUUCAUAAUGGAGGUAUAGACUCAAUUAUAUUGCAUUUUCUCCCAUUCACAAGUCAAAGCAGAGGACAGGACCAGACUAUGAAAACUCCCUCUGUUCAUCCUGUUCUGAAUACCUGCCAGGGAGACACUUCCAACCCAUUUCCGCUUUGUGGUUUUGCCUCAUUAUCUGAUUCAUUUGGAUAUUCUUGGAUUGUGGGAGUCACCAUUUCUCAGGAAUGUAUUGUUCUAGAAAUGAAGACUUGGAACCUUCAAGUCCCAGUUCAGUUUAGCAAUUUCCUAAAUGAGGGGAAAUUAGCUGCCACAGCGACAGGAGAGAAGAACGAAAGUGAAAGAUCCGAAAUUAUAAGCAAAAAUCUUCUCAGCGGACCUAAGGUGGUUCUCCUUCCUCAAUCCUCAUCAAAUAUGCGUUCUGUGACUGCUGAUUCGAUCGAAGGUCGGUCCAUGCUUCAUCAGUAUUUCAAGCUCUUCCAUGAAAAUUAUGUGGAGUAUGCACACACGGUAUACUAUGAGCUCAAGCAGCAUGGGCCCGAGUUGAAGAGGUUAAUUGACGAUCAGCAAGCUCGUUUAAGAGAGGCACAACAAAAGCUCUUAAAAGUAGGAGGGAAACAGGAACUAUUGGAGGACAGGAUAGAACGUGCAAUCAAACUGCACAAUGUUCUGGAAGAACGGAUAUAUCGGUUGAAGAACUUGCCAGGAGCUCACAAAAGGCCAUUGUCCAAAGCAGAAAGAGAGUUCAAAUCGACACUUGACCACUUUACAGGUGUGGAGGUGGAUGCUUUGCAUACUUCAAUCGAUACGCUAACUGCAAGACUAAGGAGGUACACCAAUUCUUCAAAGAACAACAAUCUAGUAAACCAACAGCACAAAAUUCACAGGAGAAACACCUGUGUUCAAGGCUCUCAGAUCUCCCAACUCAAAUCGUCGCUUGAGAAACUCUCCCUUCUCAAUGCCGAGAAUGCCAAAAAGGUUAAACUAGUUGAAUCUACAAUCAAAAGCAAGGAAGCGAACCGAUGCUGA